AUGCCUCAAUUCUUGUCCGGUGUCACUUUGAAGAAUCGCGAGGGGACCGAGCUGAAGGCUGAGGAGCAUUUGAAGGGGAAGGUAAUCGGUCUGUACUUCUCCGCGAGCUGGUGUCCACCAUGCCGUUUGUUCACCCCGAAACUCAAGGAGUUCUUCGAGGAGAUUAGGAAGAGCCAUCCGGAAUUCGAGGUCAUUUUUGUGUCCCGCGACCGUAACUCGUCGGAUCUAGUCGGUUAUUUCGAGGAUCAUCAGGGAGAGUGGACUUAUAUCCCGUUCGGAAGCGAUAAGAUUAUCGAGCUCAUGCAGAAAUACGAAGUGAAGACCAUCCCAGCGAUGCGUAUUGUCAAUGACAAAGGAGAAGUGAUCGUUCAGGACGCGAGAACCGAAAUUCAGAAUAAGGGAGAGAAGGCGGAAGCGUUGUGGGCUGAGUGGAUGGCAUUGUUCAAGUGA
Messenger RNA from Caenorhabditis remanei, 450 nucleotides. RefSeq lists its product as uncharacterized. NCBI's taxonomy places the organism in Eukaryota, Metazoa, Nematoda, Chromadorea, Rhabditida, Rhabditidae. The record is from RefSeq and is a predicted model, not a curated record. The transcript has 3 exons. The coding region runs from base 1 to 450 and encodes 149 amino acids.